Punica granatum (pomegranate) is the source of this 1785-nucleotide messenger RNA. NCBI's taxonomy places the organism in Eukaryota, Viridiplantae, Streptophyta, Magnoliopsida, Myrtales, Lythraceae. The record is from RefSeq and is a predicted model, not a curated record.
UUGCUUUCAAGCAAACAUCGUACCAAUGGCUGGAGGCGGCAUCGUGACAGCUCCCGGGAAGAAUUACCCGGGCAAGCUCACUUUUCGUGUUUUCAUCACUAGCCUUGUUGCUGCUUCAGGUGGUUUGAUAUUUGGUUAUGAUCUCGGAAUUUCAGGUGGGGUGACAUCUAUGGACUCCUUUCUGAAGGAGUUCUUCCCCUCGGUAUACCAGAAGGAAUCCACGGUGAAAUCCUCGGACGAUCAGUACUGCAAGUUUAACAGUCAGACUCUCACGCUCUUCACGUCAUCCCUCUAUCUUGCCGCGCUGUUCUCUUCAAUGAUCGCAUCCUGGGCGACCCGAACCUUUGGGAGGCGUGUCACCAUGUUCUUUGCUGGGUUUCUUUUCUUUAUUGGGGCCAUCAUAAAUGGUGCCGCUCAGAACGUAGCGAUGCUCAUCGUCGGUCGGCUCUUCCUUGGAUGUGGCAUCGGGUGUGCCAAUCAGUCUGUUCCGAUCUACUUGUCAGAAGUGGCGCCAUACAAGUACCGUGGCGCGUUGAACAUGAUGUUCCAGCUAUCGAUCACUAUCGGUAUCCUUGUUGCAAACUUGUUAAACUACGAGUUUGCCAAGAUAGAGGGCGGCUGGGGGUGGCGGCUCAGCCUUGGUGGCGCUGUCAUUCCGGCCCUUCUCAUCAUCCUCGGUUCCCUCUUUCUCCCUGACACCCCAAACUCCUUACUUGAGCGUGGCAAGAAAGAGGAAGCCCACCGGCAGUUGGUCAAGAUUCGCGGUGUCCAGGAUGUGGACGAGGAGUUCAACGACUUGAUUGCUGCCUGCGAGUCCUCGAAGCUCGUAAAGAGCCCGUGGGGGAACAUCUGGAGGCGCAAGUACCGGCCCCAGCUCACGAUGGCCUUCUGCAUCCCUCUCUUCCAGCAGCUCACUGGCAUGAACGUCUUCAUGUUCUACGCGCCCGUCCUCUUCAAGACCGUUGGGUUUGGGAGCAAUGCCUCUCUUAUGUCCGCUGUCAUCACCGGCUUUGUCAACUGCAUCGCCACCUUAGUGUCCAUUACCACUGUUGACAAAGUCGGCCGUCGUUUCUUGUUCAUUGGAGGAGGUUUACAGAUGUUGAUAAUGCAGUUUAUAAUCACUGCAGGCAUAGCAUGGAAGUUCGGGUUGAGUGGUAACCCGGGUCCAUUGCCCAAGUGGUACGCGGGCGGCUUGGUGGCGUGUAUCUGCGUAUAUGUGGCUGGGUUCGCAUGGUCAUGGGGGCCCCUGGGCUGGCUUGUGCCCAGCGAGAUCUUCCCCUUGGAAAUCCGGUCCGCGGCCCAGAGCAUCAAUGUCGCAGUUAACAUGAUCUUCACCUUCUUCGUGGCCCAGAUUUUCACAUGGAUGCUCUGCCACUUAAAGUUCGGCCUCUUCAUCUUCUUUGCCGUGUGGGUCAUCAUCAUGACCGCGUUCAUCUGCAUGCUCCUACCUGAGACGAAGGGUGUCCCAAUCGAGGAGAUGCAGCAGGUGUGGAGGAGCCACCCCUACUGGAAAAAGUACGUAUGCAACGAUGAAACUGCGGAUCUUACUAAGAACAAGAAGGAAUCCACCGUUUAAUUUUCUCCUUUAUAUUAGGGAAAAUGGAUAGGAAUUAGCUUAGUGGUGAUUUCCCUUUCUUUCUGUUUACGCUAUCACUCUCAAGUUUGAGUUGAAUUUUUCUUGUUUGAUUUGGUUUAUUGCACAGACAUUUGAGUUUGAACUCAUGUUGGGACAAUUCAAAUGACCUAUUUGAAAUUUCCUUUGUGAAUAAUAGCAGUUUUAGUGUA